AAAGGAAGCCAGAAAGCUGAUGAAUACAUUAGAAUUAUUAAAGACAAACUUGAGGUAGCAGUUAGUCAGUGUAUAGAAGCAGCAGGACAUGAAAUAGAUUCAGCAAAACAGGAACCGCUCCUUAAGGCUGCUGCCUUCGGAAAGUGCUUUUUGACAGACUACAGUCCAGAGGCCUAUGUUAACAUGUGUCAAAUGCUGCGAGUCCUGAAUCAAGUUAGAAACCAUGUUAUUGGCAUUCCUCUGACUUAUUCACAGUUACAGCAUUUGACGAUGCCAAUUUUGAUAGAUCGACUGGUGCUCAGGAAAUUGUUUUAUUAUGCAGUAAAAAUCUGUCAGUAUCUGAAAAUACCAGAUGGAGAGGGUGCUAGUAGAAUAUUGGCCCACUGGGCUUGCUACAAGGUGCAGCAAAAGACAGAGGAUGAUGAGGCUAUAGCUAGAGCUAUUAACCAAAAGCUUGGAGAUACCCCAGGAAUCUCAUAUUCUGAUAUUGCUAGCCAUGCCCUAGAGGUUGGGCGCACAGACCUUGCUAUAAGGCUGUUGGACUUUGAGCCUAGAGCAGCCCAACAAGUGCCACUGUUGAUGAAAAUGCAGAGGGACAGCAUUGCUCUAUCAAAAGCCAUUGAAAGUGGAGACACAGAUUUAGUUUACACCGUGUUACUGAGGUUAAAAGAGUCUAUGAAUCAAGGAGAAUUCUUCAUGUCUAUAAGGAGCAUGCCAAUAGCCUAUGCAUUGUUUAUUCAGUACUGUAGACAACAGAACAGGAGGCUAUGGAAGAUCUCUUCUACCAGGAAGAUAACUUUCAGAUCUUGGGACUUGCAAGGUCAUCAAUAGCUUUAGGCAAGAU
Molecule: messenger RNA, 844 nt
Organism: Saccostrea cuccullata (small rock oyster)
Lineage: Eukaryota; Metazoa; Mollusca; Bivalvia; Ostreida; Ostreidae
Product: vacuolar protein sorting-associated protein 16 homolog
Exons: 7
Biological process (GO): intracellular protein transport; vacuole fusion, non-autophagic; endosomal transport
Cellular component (GO): cytoplasm; lysosomal membrane; endosome
Molecular function (GO): actin binding
Source: RefSeq, a predicted model, not a curated record